Messenger RNA from Parascedosporium putredinis, 483 nucleotides. The record is from the annotation of a GenBank genome assembly. Lineage: Eukaryota; Fungi; Ascomycota; Sordariomycetes; Microascales; Microascaceae.
AUGCGCGGACGCCGUGGAUGUCGCCUUCUGAGGAGUUCUAGGCGGCUGGAGAUGAUGGAGCUUCCAGAAUUCGCUACAAAGGGGCGUCAGUCUUCUAAGUCCUGUAUCAACGACAUUAGAGUCACUAUGGCCGAUGUAGACAUGACGGACGCCCCUGGCCCUGCGUCUGGCAAGAAGGCAGCUGGUGCUGGGAGUAAGAAGCUUGACGGAAAACAAAAGUUCGAAGUGAAGAAGCUACACGCCGUUGCGCUCUGGGCUUGGGAUAUUGUGGUCGACAACUGCGCUAUCUGCCGAAACCACAUUAUGGAUCUAUGCAUCGAAUGCCAAGCAAACCAAGCUUCCGCGACGAGUGAGGAGUGCACCGUCGCAUGGGGAAUUUGCAAUCAUGCAUUUCACUUCCACUGCAUCUCGCGAUGGUUAAAGGCUCGACAAGUUUGCCCGCUAGACAAUCGGGAUUGGGAAUUUCAGAAGUACGGCCGAUGA